Molecule: messenger RNA, 3072 nt
Organism: Benincasa hispida (wax gourd)
Lineage: Eukaryota; Viridiplantae; Streptophyta; Magnoliopsida; Cucurbitales; Cucurbitaceae
Molecular function (GO): protein binding
Source: RefSeq, a predicted model, not a curated record
GUACAGCAACGCUUUGUCGUUUGCAAAGAAGUUUAAUGGUCAGAUCUAAAUAGAGAAGGGCAGAGAUUCUGUGGUCACGUGUAUUUAGUCAUGAAAUUGCUUAGAAUAUGUUUUUUUAAACUAAUUUAUGAAAAGAAAAACAAAUGUGUGAUUUUUCCUCACCGAGGGGUCUGGGUUUCACUUCACUUGGGCUCAUUGAUGCUGGCCCAAGCCCGAUAUGGGUCGAGAGAAAUAUCCAUGAUCCAUUUAAUUCUGUGGGCUUCUUUGCCCAUCAUCCACAUCAACUUCUUGUUUGACUAUGGGAAAGAAAACUGCAAUGUCCAUCAAUCACAAUCCGAUAUACGAAAUUCAGCUUUCAUUAUAGAUUUCUAAAAAAACCUGUCACUCAUGUCUAUACCUUUUCAUAAAGAAGAGAUAAAGGGCCGAAUUUUUAAUGUGCAUUAAGACAUUGAGUUCUUGUUCCACUAAGGGAGAGGCCCAGCUGUAUCCAAUAACGCAAUCAUAUUUAUCAUCAUAAGAUAAUGGAAUCCAAUGGGCAAAAGGUGUCUUGAAAAUAAAGAAAAAUAGUUGACUUCCAUAAGACCUAUCUCGAUCCUCCAAUAGAAGACUGCUGCUCUUUACAACUCAGAUAAUAAUGUAUGAUCUUACAAUUAUCAUGAUGUUAUACUCGUAACAAAUCAUAGUCUGAAAGCAAAUUAAAUAUUAUUAAUUAUUCAGUUCCGUACGAGUUCACUUUAUAAAACUGAAGAGGCUGAACUAUAUGUAAGAAAGGGCCGAUUAAAAGAUAAGCUGUUGUCAUAUCCUAUUGAACCAUAUCUUCAAUUUGAUGAGCAUUUUAUGCGAUGGUGGUCUUUAUACAAAGGCACGCUUCAUUAUAGCUUUUUAUCAUUACCAUUUGGCUUCUGUUCCAGUGUUGGGACUUGAAGUACUGGACCCAUUUUCUUGUAAAGUUAGGAUCAUUGGUUUCCACUUUAGUACUGUAAGAUAAUAACAUAACUUUUUGGCUUUUGGUUUUAUGUUUUAUAAACAUGACAUUAAAAUCAACUUACCAAUUUACAAACCCAUACCUGCUCUGUUUGAACCCAAAGAGGUUUCCAGCAUACCCUCUUCUUUUCGCCAGCUUUCAGUUUCUUAUAUAUAGUAGGCUGUUUUAUGGAAAAACUUAGGUCUGAUUUUGCCACUUCUAUGCUUUUAAAAUCCUGAAUAACUACAAAGCAAGCAAUUUGUUGGGUUGAUAAUGAAUAACAUACCUGCUAGAGUUUUGCUGUUUCUGUUCUUCAACCUUCUUUCUUCUUUCGUUGUCCACGCCAUAGCCAACAAUACCAACAGCAAAACACAAGAUUUCAAAGUAGAUAGUGCCAGAAGUUCGGGGAAAGGCUGUGAUCACGACUGGUCUCACUGCAAGCACCCGAUAACUCCUCAGCCAUCAUCUCUUUUGCCUGUUGAAGCAGAGGUUUUGAUAUUUGAAGACCUGAGGCUUUCAGUGGUGUACCCUGUGAUUCAAAAAUUCAAGUCAAUUAUCACCUCGGAUCCUCUAGGAAUCACUAAAACAUGGGUUGGAUCGGAUAUAUGCAACUACAAAGGCUUUUACUGUGACAACCCACCGGACAACAAGUCUGCCACGGCGGUUGCAUCCAUCGAUUUCAAUGGCUUUCAACUCAGUGCACCAUCCCUUGAUGGCUUCCUCGAUCAGCUCCCUGAUAUUGCUGUUUUUCAUGCCAAUUCCAACAAUUUUUCUGGCACCAUCUCCACGAACAUUGCUAAGCUCCCUUACCUAUACGAGCUGGAUGUGAGCAACAACCGAUUAUCUGGUCCUUUUCCCACUGCUGUUAUUGGUAUGAACAGUCUCAUCUUCUUGGACCUUCGGUUCAAUUUCUUCAGUGGGUCAAUCCCACCUCAAGUUUUCGUGCAGGACCUUGAUUUUCUACUCAUCAACAACAACAAUUUCAUGCAGAGUCUCCCAGACAGUGUUUCCAUCACCCAUAUUCUCUAUCUCACCUUAGCCAACAAUAAAUUCAGUGGUCCAAUUCCUGGUGGCAUUGUGAAAGCUUUGUCAUCUCUGACAGAGGUUCUGCUCUUAAACAACUCAUUAUCAGGAUGUCUGCCUUAUGAGUUAGGAUCACUUGACGAAGCAAUCGUGUUUGAUGCCGGCAACAACCGACUAACAGGACCAUUGCCCUUUUCGCUAGGUUGCCUAAAGAACGUGGAGCAGUUGAAUUUCGCAGGAAAUCUAUUGUAUGGUAUGGUGCCGGAAGUGGUUUGUGCGCUUGGACAUCUGGUAAAUCUAUCUUUGUCGGACAAUUAUUUCACAGUUGUUGGGCCACUGUGUCGGAUUUUGAUAGGGAGAGGAGUAUUAAAUAUUAGGAACAAUUGCAUUCCAGAUCUUCCUUUCCAGAGACCAAUUACUGAAUGUGCAAAAUUCUUAGCAUUCCCCAGAAUUUGCCCUCGCAUGUGGUCUUAUACUUUAAUGCCCUGCAUGCUUCCCUCUUUCAAUCCCCCAAUUUUUUCCAUUCCCAAAUAUUGGCCACAUUUUCCCUAGAUUUAUACAUUCCGAGUCUCAUCUUGGAAGCGCAUUGUGUGUGUUUUUCAAUUGAAAUCCCAAGAAUAGUCUCAGUUACAUCUUUCAUCAACCCCCAUAGCAAGGGGAAACAGAUUCGUACACUACAAUUCAUUAUUGAUUCCUAACCAAGAACAUCUUCCGACGGGACUAUGGCAUUCGUAUUGUGGUUUGUUUAACCCUAAUUAAGCAGAUAAUUAGAGAUACCUGUUACGAAAAUCCAUAUAACCGGAGGCGUGGUUCACCGUGGGGAUGCUGAAUGAUUGUUGGUAAAUCUGAUUAGUGGAAGCUUUGCCUUUGCGGCUGUCCUCGCCAUAGCCGUAAGAUAAGAAAUUUGUGCACGGGCGGUAGGGUGUGCGGCUGCACAGCCAGCCCAACUUCUGUUGUUACCCACUAUGUUGGGAUUAGUGCUUUGGGUUAGGUAUCAAUAAUCAAAUACCGUCUUACAAAGUUAUUUUUUGCUUCCUUUCUUUCCAUAUAUGCCCUUCCUCUUAAUUAUUAUUUAUUACAAUUGU